Molecule: messenger RNA, 3756 nt
Organism: Sycon ciliatum
Lineage: Eukaryota; Metazoa; Porifera; Calcarea; Leucosolenida; Sycettidae
Product: integrin beta-6-like
Exons: 24
Coding region: 510-2951 (813 amino acids)
Biological process (GO): cell migration; cell adhesion mediated by integrin; cell-matrix adhesion
Cellular component (GO): cell surface; focal adhesion; integrin complex
Molecular function (GO): integrin binding
Source: RefSeq, a predicted model, not a curated record
GAUUCGUGUACUGCAGUACAGGCGACCUGGGCGCUAGUCGAUCGGCUGGUUGACCACGCUUACACACAGCACCGGUUUGACUUCCGAGCAGGCUGCCCUACCCUCAUCCAGCCAGUAGAAAUCUACCCAUCGCGGCAGCGGAGGUACUGCUACUUUUAUUCAAUACUCUUACUUCAACGGGCGAGCUGACGACUAUCGAAUAAGCAUCGGAGCAGCCGAGGGCGAAGGCACAAUCGCCAAAUGAACAGCAAUACUUAUACGAACCGAAAAUAUCUCCAAGUAUUUCUUGCAUCUGUUCGCGACGUUGAAAAUCGUAGUCAUCAGCGAGUCCAUUCUAAUCAUUAUUUGAAGUGCCAGACUUUCUUCCAACCAUCCGAUCGUCGGAGGUGACGUUGCGACUGGUGGUAGGGCUCGGGGCUGCAGUUAGGGCAGAUCCUCGGUGUGACUGGGCCAGUUUUGUCUGGCAGCAGAGAGAACGCGUGGGGGGCACUGUACGGUGCGUGGCCGUAAUGGCAGUGGCACGGUUACCACCAGCACGCAUCACGCUACUCGCAGGCAUCCUGGCCCUGCUCGUGAGCAGAACAGAAGGACAAUUAGCGUGUAACGAACAAGCAACGACGUGUUCCGAAUGCGUAGAUAGCGGGCCUGACUGCGCAUGGUGUGCUGCUCCGGUGAACUACACAGUACGUUGCAUGACGGCAGCAAGAUGGGCGGCCGGGUCGGCACAACCGUGUUCCACAGUCGACACACAGACUGGAAAUCCAGAUCUGCAGAAUCCACAGACUUCGAAUGCUCCAGUUCAACCGGUGGAAGCACUGAGUGAGUUUGUGCAAGUCAGCCCUCGGCGGUUUCGGGUACGGCUUCGUCCCGGUGCCAGUGAGUCGGUGACGUUUAACGUGAGACCCGCUCCGAAUUAUCCGCUCGAUGUUUACUACUUGAUGGACCUGAGCGCCUCAAUGUUCGACGAUUUGGGCACACUGAGAAGUCAGAGUGUCUCGUUGGCGGACGCACUGAACGGCGUCAGUACCAAUUCCUAUCUCGGCUUUGGGUCGUUCGUCGAGAAGCCCGUCGAGCCGUAUUCCAUCGCACGGGGACCUCUAGCUCUCAUACCAUGUACCAACUGCUCCUUGCCUUACUCUUUCCGCAAUGUCGUACCACUCACAAAGGACAGGUUGGAGUUUACGCGACGACUGGAUACUGUACAAGUAUCAGCUAACAUUGAUGACCCUGAGGACUCAUUGACUGCAUUAGUACAAGCAGCGACCUGUGAUUCGGCUGUUGGCUGGCAGCAGAAAUCCCGAAAGGUGGUGGUGGUGGCUUCUGACGCUGGCUAUCACAUUGCGGGAGAAGGCAGGCUGGCCGGUAUCAUACGCCCCCACGAUGGCCGUUGUCAUCUCGUGGACAGCACUACCUACUCGGAGAAUGCCUCCAGGACGCUGGACUAUCCCUCUAUUGCUCUGGUGCGUAAGGUGCUGGAGGAGAAUCGCGUUAUCACAAUCUUCGCCGUCACCGAGUUUGCAGUGCCGAUGUAUAGGGCCCUGUCUGAGCGCCUGCCUGGAUCCUCUGUGCUAGUGCUGAGUUCAGACUCACAGAACGCCGUCACCAUCUUGCGCGAGGAGCUGGCUCGUCAAAUCAGUGUCACCAACUUGACGGCACUACCGCACAAUGGUGGCGUUACCAUAUCCGCAACUGCCACGUGCCCAGUCACACCGAUGGAGAUUGGUCCACACAAGCUGCCGUUGUGCAGAAACAUGUCCACCAGUGUACAAGCUGAGUUCACAGUCACACUGACGGGCACGACGUGUGAGAAGCUGAACAGCAUAGGCGAGGUUGUGAUGCGAGUGCAGGGCUUCGACGACGUCACCAUCGAGAUCGAGUCUCUCUGCUCCUGUCCGUGCGAGAAUCACGUGGAUCCUGAUGCUCAAUACUGUAGCAAUGCUGGUAACGAGACUUGUGGAAGUUGUAAUUGUUAUCCCGGAUACCGCAGCGUCAGUGGAGGACAGUGCAACUGCAACGAGACUCUCGGUACUCAGCCUUGCAUGACGGCCGACAAUCAGAUCUGCAACGGACGUGGCACGUGCGAAUGCAUGAAGUGCGUGUGCAACCAGGAGGAGGGGAUCAAGAUUUGCGGUGAGUUCUGCGAGUGCGAUGACCAGAGCUGCCCGACGCACGAGGGCAAGAUCUGCGGCGGACCGACGCGCGGCAAUUGCGAGUGCAGCGGAGUGUCGUGCGGCCAGUGCGAGUGCCUGCCCGGUUACAACGGAACCAGCUGUGAGUGCCCGCUCUCCCAGGACACCUGCAAGCAAGAGGGAGAUGACCGUGUAUGCUCAGGUGAAGGAGUUUGUGAGUGCGGCGAGUGUAACUGCAAGAAUGGAUUUUUCGGAAGAUAUUGUCAAGUUUGCACCAGACAAGAUGGCUGUACAGACAUCUGCACUCGCGCCCAACCGUGCAUCGAAUGCGAAACACGCGACGCCGAGGACCGGUGCGCUCCUUGCAAUGAGCAACUGCGCCAGGACGCCACUGAUGUGAACACUGGAACAGGGUACACGAUUGAUGGCAAAGCCGCUACAGCAUGCCAGCAGACGUGUGAUUCGCGGUACUACGCGGCACAGGACGACAGUGGAAACUUGCUACCGAUUCAUAUUGACCGCAAUGAGAACACAUGUCCGACUUCAGUGAACUAUGUGCCAAUCAUCAUAGGUAUCAUUAUUGGGAUGCUGCUACUGGGAAUUCUGGCGUUGAUACUCUGGAAGCUUUGGGCCAGAUGGAGGGAUCGCAAGGAGUACCAGGACUUCUUGAAGAACCGUAACAAGCAGGAAUGGGAGCAGGAUGAGAGUCCUCUGUUCCACCCGGCAGUUGUCAAGUACGUCAAUCCGCAGUACAAGAUCAAGAGCGAACAGGCUGACGGCGAGGGAGCUGCACCGCAGGAGACUGACACGCAAAACUUCUAGUCUCCGUUGGCGUUGUCGUCCUGACCAGUAUGGCCACUGGCUGCUGCUUGCUGCUCAGUCUUUUGCGUAUCGAGGUUCCCCAAACGGGGCAAUAAGCCGUCAUAGCGACUAUAGCACAAUCCCUUUCUGUGGCCGUGGCGCUGUAUAUACUUGCAAAUCUCCCCUUUUUAUUCUCUCUACAUAUUUCUGUCUUUCACGGUCAGUGUUUGAUCUCUUCUCGCAAACGCCUAUUGAAUACCUCUCUUGCAGCAAAGCUGGAGUACAGGCCACACACGCAAUCACACAGCACAGCAUGACUUGUCAGCAUACGGAUACGGAACACGUCAUGGACUAACGAUGCACGCUACGCUGUCCCACUGCACCCAACACCAUUGAGAAUAUUGUGUUGCACGGUUUGCUUCACAGGGUGUUAUCAUGCUGCAUAUAGCAUUGCCUGGGUUAGCCGACCCACUGUAUGUCGCAGCAGCAUUGCGCGCCGCCAGAAGCAAACAGCCAGCUGAACAGCUAGCCUACUUUUGCCAUCUGCCCUGAAUUUUGCAGUUAGACUGUUUGUACAUAGACAGGCGUAUCCUAGCUUUCCAACCCAACCCAUUAUGUAGGAGCAUGAUGCGAUUAUGUUAUUUGAUGACAUACACUCUCUGUUUCAUCAACCCAUAAGUCUGUGCCAUCGAUUAUAACAGCUGUUUUUUGCGUUUUUUUUCUAUUCUUUUUUUUCUUUUUGCGCUCACCAUGUUGAAUGUUUUCAUUUUUCUGCUUUUUCCACUCACCACGUUGAAUGUUAUAAAACAAAACUGACAAACUUGAA